AUGAGGACUCGUGUGCGGUUGUUCGCUGAAGGCGUGGUGAAGAUGGUAUCCCCGGUUCUUCUUGCGCUAGCGCUGAGGAAGGUUGAUUUGAAGGGCGAGGGGACUCUGUUCGUGUUCGUGCAAAGAAGUAUUUCCCCGAUCGCAGCGGUUACAAUGGCAUUCGGCAUCCUGCUAAUGGUCCUGAUCUGGCUCUGCUUAUCAAAGAUUUUCGCUAGAGUCGAGUGGCUCCAAGAUGCUGCCUCCAAGCUGCUGGUCCUCAUCUGCGCUAUCCUGCUCAUGUGGCUCGCAUAUUUCAUUCUGCUCCUUAUCAGCAUGGACUAUAAGGUCUACAUCGCCAUUGUGAUUCCAUCGGUUGGUUUCAUCACGUACUGCUACAUCUGCAGCCUGCGAGGUGAGACCGACGACGGUGUCCGUGACAGAGCUAUUAGUAGUGAUGAUGGUGGUGCCCAGGCAGACUACGAGCGGGAGCUGGAGAGGUCGGUGGACUUCUUUGCCGCCUUCACGGUCCUUCUAUUCCUGGGGCUCGAACGCCUGGCCUUGGAGUUGCAUCUGAACAGCAACCACGAGGGUCACGAUCACCUCGAGUCCACCCUCGUCGUGAGUUUUUGGACCUGCGUGUUGGGCGUGGCCAUCAUGUUCGUUUGGACGGUUCCGCCCUCACCCUCAGUCAGUAAUGACGAGCGGAGCGAUCAAAUGCGUCGGCGCAUCGAGGCAUCUAACAUGGUACUGGCCCUGCUUAUUGCCGCCAUAGUGCUCUGCAUUACAUGGGCGCCACUCGACGCGUACGCUCUGCUGGUGAUCGUUCCGCCACUAGUCUCAUUUUUUAUUGGGAUAUACGAACACUUAGAUGAGGCGCAGGACAAGCUCAACCGGAUCAAUCCGACGACAUCACCGGGGAGCCAUGACGUGGUCAUCGAGAUGCAAGAGCAGCAGCAAAGUAAGCAACCGGAGGGGGAAUCGCAAUCACAAUCACCUAGUAGUAGCCAGACUGAGAACCAGUGGAUGAAUACGACAUCAUCGUUACCUCCUGCUCCUGACGACGACAGCGAGCCGAUGAAUAGGACACCAUCGUCACCUCCUGACGCCGACAGCGAGCCGAUGAAUACGACAUCAUCGUCACCUCCUGACGACAGCGAGGUUAAGCCGCCUCCUCCACUUGAGCUGAUGAAGUUCUCGUUUGCAGGGUUCUUAACUGUAUCAAUCCCAAGCAUACGCGAUUGCUCGCUGACCAGCAGCUGGACACAGGCUUUCAUACUCUUCACUGCGAUUUCUGUCGUCUCAGCGCUACAAUGGAGGCUACUGUCCCACAGAGCUGAAACACCGCGAGCAGUAGUUCUAGCUGCCAACGUUGCUUCCUUUUUUACCCAUGUUUUUGCGGUAGCAGCGUUGGUUCCGUUUGCAGUAAUGGCAGAUAUGAACGCACGACUUGUGGUUCCCGACUGUCGUGGCUAA
Molecule: messenger RNA, 1452 nt
Organism: Miscanthus lutarioriparius
Lineage: Eukaryota; Viridiplantae; Streptophyta; Magnoliopsida; Poales; Poaceae
Source: the annotation of a GenBank genome assembly